Molecule: messenger RNA, 5288 nt
Organism: Lineus longissimus
Lineage: Eukaryota; Metazoa; Nemertea; Pilidiophora; Heteronemertea; Lineidae
Product: glutamate receptor ionotropic, kainate 3-like
Exons: 13
Coding region: 474-3035 (853 amino acids)
Cellular component (GO): plasma membrane
Molecular function (GO): signaling receptor activity; ligand-gated monoatomic ion channel activity
Source: RefSeq, a predicted model, not a curated record
AUGGUACACAGAUGUAGUGAAGUUAUUAAUUUAUUGCGAGAGUGAUAGCUUGAAUUCACCACGCAACUGGAAGCCCGGGUGCGUCAGAAGAUGAGAGAGCUUCUAGUAAAAUCACACUGAUUACUGCAAGACCAAUUUUUUCUAACCAUCGCCAGAAACCUCGGAUAUUCUAGGAUGAAAGCAUAAUCCGAGGCAAACGAGCUGUUAUCUCCGUUGAGACAGCCAUAGGUUAGCCUAGAUGGCGAUAGACAAGAACGCUAUCAAUUGAUAUUGAUUUGGUUUUGUUUUGUUCAGGAUGGAGAUGAUGCUGAGCAGUUGAAAACCGGUGAAGAAAUUGUGGCGAUCUUUACACGAAGAUCUAGCUUUAUUUAAAUAACGGAUUAGAGUGGACAAGGACCAUGCAAUGUUAAGUCGGUCUUGUGCAGAGUACUUAGCAUUCUCUCAAUGACGGAUGUUCGUGAAACCAAGCAAAAAUGGCUAAUUUAGUAAUCGUCUUUGCUAGCCUUGGGGUUCUGUGGUUACUUGGAUGUGGCGAGUCAAAAAGGUUGGUAUCAGUCGGAGUUCUUGUCGGGCGAGACGACUACGAUCUCAGUCUUGCACUCGUUACGUCAUAUUACAAUGCGGCUGAGAAGCAUGUUUUAGGCCAAAUUACCAAUACGUUGAAGGUAGUAGAAUUGAGGACAACUGCCUCUGAAAACCCAUGGGAGUUCUCAAAGAAGGUCGAAACUUUCCUGGCAACAGAGUCUCCAGCUGCAAUGAUUGGCCCAUACUUAAACAGCUUGGAUUUCCUAUUCGCAAGCAAAGUCCCUUAUUUCCUCAUCACCAAUGGACCUGUUGACUAUGCAAACAAGAACGGUAUCGGAGCGACCGUGGAAUGCGAGAGGUCGGGGGCUGGUAAAGCCAUCAGCGUUCUACCGGCCUUGGAUUAUAUAGCCUAUCCGAUUCUUUAUUACAUUGGGAAGUAUAGGGAGAUGGCGAAAGUCAAUGUUGUUGUCAUAACGGAAGACGCAGAAAGUAUGUCCCUCCUCAUGAACAGUGACUCCGUUUAUAUGGAUAGUCGUCCUCGCCUAUUCCCUCUGGUUCUACCUGAAGCACUGAGCAUGCAGCAGAAGAAGAGACGCCUUGGCUACACAAGGACUUAUGGCAUCACCGAAUACCUCGUCCACUCGAACAGGCUAGAGUUCAUCAAAGGAUUAUUUGCAUUGGCGAGAUCCUUGAACUUGAUGGUUCCAGUUUAUACCUGGUAUCUUACCUACCCGGAUAUCGUCAGCCUCACCCUGGACCCCGAAGCAACAAGCAUAAUGAACAAUAGAUCUAGGGUUGUAGGUGUGGACUACAUCGGUGCCUUUUCCGACUAUUCUCUGAAGACUCCCACAGCAGGGAAGGAAGUCGCGCAUGCCACUUUAUUUGACUCAUUGCUUGUGCUUACAAAGGCUAUAUCGAGUCUGCUAUCAGUUGGCGGGGCCGUCAAGGCUUCUGCAGUUGAUACAAUUUUGAGGAGACCUAUCAUUAGCCCUUUGACGGGAUUAACCGGUUCUUUGGCAGGUACCAAUAAUGAUCCAACUAUGCAUAACAGUAGCACUCUCCUAUGCAGGAGGGAAGUGGCGGUGAAUGUGUAUGCCUUCCAGAAUGGGAGCUUCGGCAAGGUAUCGUCUUAUGCGCUGCCGAACAACUCGUUCGUCAAAACCGGAUGGCCGUUGCCCAACUUCUCGAUGCACAUGUAUCCGAACCGAGAUGCCAACUCCGUGCUCUUCAAUCGCAUUCCUGCUAGGGUUGCUGUCAGAGUGGAUAAACCCCUCGUCAUGGUGAACACCAGCGCCACCAACAACGCUGAACGAUACUACGGAGUCCUGAUAGACUACUUGAAAGAGUACGCCAGGAGGAUGAACUUUACCUACGAGCUCUAUGAGACCCCUGACGGAAAGAUCGGCGAACUGUCCCCCAGUACUGGUUGGACUGGCCUAGUCAGGCAGCUGAUAGACGAGAAUGCUACUCUUGCACUAGGAACUUUCCAGCAAUCAGAGAUCAGAUCAAAGUUCAUCGACGCGACUUCGCUGGUCCAGCUUGGUUACCUCAGUUUACUAAUGAAAAGACCAUCCCUUCAGACCUCACCGUGGCAAUUCGUCCAGCCCUUCAGCUGGAGCCUAUGGCUAACUGUCGCGGGGAUAUACAUAGUUGUCAGCUUCAUGCUGUAUCUUGUGACGUACCUCGACAAACAGCAGCCCAAGUUCAACCUUCUCGAAAGCUUCUAUUACCUCGCUGGACUCCUGUUCGGAGGUGCCACAGACGCGUACCCCACAUCGACGCCGAGCAGGAUUAUUACAGGGGUCUUCAUCUUCUUCUCGAUCGUGGUGUUUCAGUCCUACACCGCCAACAUGACCGCCUUCCUGACCAUGCGAAGAACAGGCGACAUCGUGGCCGAUCUCGUGGCGCUGUCCAAGCAAAGCACGUAUGAGUACGGCGUGGUCAACGGCAGCGAGGCCCACAACAUUCUCUCCAGCUCCACCGAGGAGACUCAGAAAAGAAUCUGGAUGUAUAUCGAUCGGAAGAAAACGAAUCGAAUACUUCAAAGUUAUGGAGAAGCUAUUGAUAAGAUAGGCGCAGGGAAGUUCAUUCUGUUAAGCGAAACUGUAUUGACCAGGUACUACCAGAGCAAGAACUGCAGUCUGAUGAGUGUAGAUCAGCAAAGUACGAUGCCUAUACGCUACGCUAUCGGGCUCCGGAAGGGCUCCCCCUUGGUUACAACGUUUAACACUAUUAUCGAGAAAGUCAACGAGGAGGAUUUCGGAGAGAAGAUGCAAAAAAGUUGGUAUCCAAACCCAAACUGUGCCCAAGACUUCCAGGCAUCAACCGCAAAGAUCAAGACUAGUCCCCUCUCCUGGUCGGAGAUGAUUGGUAUUUUCAUAACGCUUGCUAUAGGAGCUUGCGUCGCCAUUCUUCUGGCCCUAGUCGGUUGGUGCCACAAUCGAACGAAGACGGGAAAGGAGAAAAGGGUCAACGCACAGGAAAGAAAUAACGAAAGUACCAAAUUCUAGAUGAUCAGGAUUUUUUAUUUAGUACCUAGUCUUUUCAACUGAGAGAAUAGUGUAUGAACAUUUUUAACUGUCGCUGGUCGAUCGAUCCCCGUUCUCGGCUGACACACUUGGUCUUUAUGGAAAUAUAAUACUAUUUUUCUUGAGCGAGAACAUCAAAACAGCCAAGGAUAAGAAAGUAACUGCUGCAAGAUUCACUUGACUCGUAAAUGCUCAAGAAACGGCGACUUUUUCCAAAUUUUCUAUUUCUGGUAUAUCAGUCUUUUCGACUGAAAACGUUCAGUCAUUUGACACUCUUGCUGCUAAAUAAUUAAAACAUGAUUGAUAAUGCCAUUUAAUGCGGUUGCAUCCGAAUUGCACCGCUUUUAAAAAGAAGACUACGCGCCAAUUAAUGUCUACAAAAUGUUAUAGAGAUAUGGAAGAACUGAGUAUACCAAUGUUGAGUGAACAAUACAUGUCGAUCCAAAUCGAAUCGGCGGGAGAGUCCGGCAGAUACUCAAUGGGUCAGCCGAUACGACGGCCUACAGACCAAGGCACCUCAGGCCGCCAGUGCUGGAAUCCAAGAGAGACAAUAACAAAUGAAAGUUUAACGAAUUUAUUUGGCACCCGGUAUAUAAUUUGCAAUAUAUCUUAACGUGCUAAAUGCGGAUUAUGUUUCGAACAGCAAGAAAUUGCUCUCCAAUUAAUUCGAUUCCGUGCAGAAACUCGCGUAUGACUUGACGAUGCUUCCUUACUGCUUUGAUGCCGACUGAGGAGCAGGAAGGGCAUUAUAUCGCUCGUGCGAAAUUCGCUUUAACGCCUUUUCGCUUUUACAUCUUUACUGGCCUACGGCACGGUCCCGAGACAGGCUGUCUGUUGUCAAGAGUCUGACCAAAAAGCUUGGAGAAAGGAAUAUGUCAAAAAGUCCCCGAAUUUGGAUGCAUACUGACCUUUGCACCUUUCUGAUUUCCUUUGUGCUGCAAGGACCCCAUGGUUUGCCAUUAGGAGACUUUAUAUUUGGAUUUGCCAUGAUGUCCUCGCAAUAGGUUUGUCGUGGAUGCCAGCCGCCCAAACUAAAAUCAAAAAGAGGAAAUUUGCAACCAUCCGCGCUUGGCGAAAUCGACAAUAAAACGUUUCUCUUAGCUCUGACAUUUCACUACUACAGAGUGUCCUAAAAUGUGAUCGACAUGUCUUGGACUGGCAAAUUAGCUAGCGUUGCGGGCAUGAGUGUAUUGCAUGUGGUUACGUAAGCACAAAAUCGAUUAUCUUUUUAUGAUGACAUCCCCAGCACAUCUUUUCAGAAUGUUCGCGGACAUUUCUUGAAGCAUCCAAUGGCAGACCACACCGAAAACUAGUUAAAACUUAACGCAGGCACGCACAACGCAAGUCGCCCUGACAGAAAAUCGCGCCAAAUGGUCGAGAUUAGGUAUGGACGUUGGCCCGGAUGUCAAAAGAGGUAUUGUCACUAACGCUUGCGUUUGCUUAACUUGGCGUUAAGUCUUAGGGCUUACUUGAAGAAGAUAACGCCUAUUUAAGUUAACGCCAGCGUUAGCAACAAAUUCGUUUCGAACAACUAGGCACUGGUGCAGGCGUAUAAGAACGUAUCAUUGUGCACGCCGGUGUAGAAGUUUAAAAUGUCCUAGGAUAAAAUGUCCGGGAACAAGGGAUUCUAUUAUGCACUUCAAUCUCUGAGCUAUUGACGGUCAGGGUCUAUAGAACCAUAUUGCAGAAUAGGGCCGGACACUUUUUCCAGGGGGGACACUUUUUACUUUUACACCGGGUCAAAGACUGACAGAAAGAUUUCAUUUUUCAUCCCGUGUAUACUCACAGAUGUCCCAGCUCAUGGGCCAAGAGCAUAUGCCAGAGAGGAACUUCUCUCCAGGUCUCCGUUUGAGCAUACACGAACAGGCAGUUCACGUUCUGUUCUGGUGGUUUACAGAUGGUGCCGAUGCUGGCCGAUGCACCCGGGGCUGCAAAAACAUGAUUUUACUAUAAAUGAGCUGUACAUCGCUUUUAUGACAUUAUCUAAUUAUGACAUGGAGUUAUUAUAAAAAUGAUAAAGGUCAGGACACUUCAUUAUGUAUGUUAACCCAUUCAUUGCAAUGACACAUUUUCUGCACUUUUACAUUUUUUUGUGGUUUUAAUAAUGUCAUGAAGCUUGAUUAUGUAUAAUUAACCCAUUCAUAACCCAUUCAUUGCAAUGACACAUUUUCUGCACUUUUACAUUUUUUUGGUGGUUUUAAUAAAAGGUCAUGAAGCUUGAUUAUGUAUGAUUAA